AUGGACGUCAGGGCUGCCCUGAAGGCGGCGCUGCUGCUCGGCGUCCUGCUGUGCGCGCAAGCUCAAGAGGCGGUGUACAGCAGGGAGGAGUGCCCGGUGCUGUGUACAAAUGAGAAGGAGUUCGAGACGCCCCUGCCCGAGAAGCCGAAAUGCAAGGAUGAACCAGGAGCCAGGAUUCAGGAUUGGGCGACUGUGAUGCUCAACCAGGUUAAGAACAAUGUCAAGGAACUCAACCCCCCUGGUGUGGGUCGUCUGUUGGGGAUAUUCAGUGCGUGCGUCCAUGACGCUGCUGCCCUCGGGAGUCCUAAGAUGACCCCCUUCUACUCGAGGCAGCAGAAGAAGGCCAACGACCUUGCAAAUUUCGAGGUGGAGGCCGCCAUCGAUGGUGCUGCCUUCGAGGCCCUUCGCAGCAUGUUCUCAGAGUUCGACUCCUUCGGGCUGGUCGUGGACUUCAUGCGGGACCUGUGUGGAAGCAGCAAGGUCCCCAAGGAGGGUGGUGUGGACAUCGAGGGCACUGGCGAUUCCAAUGGCCUGAAGGUCACCACCCGCCCCUUCCAGAAAGGCGAGCUGGAGUCUGCCUAUGAGGGGGAUGACUCCUUUGCCCUGGGCAAUGCUACCUGCCGUGAUGUGAUCGCAGCGUACACCUCUGACGGUUUUGACACCAUUGGGCGGCCCUUGCCAGGUACUGUUGUGGAGGCCCAUGUGCCAUUCAAUGAGCCACAGGUGAAGCCUGGUGUGACAGAUUGCGCAGCAGAGAUCAAGUCCCUGGACCGCUGGCAGCCGCUCUGCGUGCCUGUGGCGUUUAUGUCCGAGGAAUGCAAUGUCCAGAAGUUUCUUGCACCCACCGCCCGCGAGUGGCACACAUUUGGACUCCCCAGCGGUGAUUUCCUGAGGCCAGAUGGCCCACCCAGCUUCGAUACUGAUGAAGCAGAGUGGAGGCGACAGGCUUUCGAGGUUGUCGAGUUUUCUGCCAAUCUGUCCGAUCUGACCAAGAUGGUCGCUGAGCACUGGGCGGAUGGCCCUGACUCCACGACGCCUCCAGGGCACUGGUACCGCAUUGCACUCGAGGCCGCUGAAGUCAAGGAGCUGGACCUCUUCGAGACCGCCAAGGUGAUCUUUCUGACGGGCAUCUCGCUCGCGGACGCCGGCGUCGCCGCCUGGGACACCAAGAUCACCUUCGACCACAUCCGGCCCAUCACCAUGAUCCAGUGCGGCUACGGCGGCGACCUUGUGGACUCCUGGGUGGGCCCCUAUCAGGGGGUGGCCAAGAACCGGGAGGCCGCCACCUGGCAGCCCUACCAGGCAACAACGUUCGUGACACCGGCGUUCGGCGGCUACAUCAGUGGCCACAGCACCUUCAGCGCGGCCUCAGGCGGCGCCCUGGACAACUUCUUCGGCACGGCAUACGUCGCGCCCAAGUGCCGGAGGAUCACGGAGGGGUCCAGCCUGUUCGAGGGGAGGAUCGACGAGGGAGAACCCGGGUUCGUGGAGGGGCUGACAAACGUGCCCAACAAGGGGCCCAGGACCACCGGCUACGCCCCCGCCACAGACGUGGUGCUGUGCUGGACCACCUGGGACGAGGCCGUGGAGGAGGCUGGCAUCUCGCGCCUGGCGGGAGGCAUCCACAUCAUCGCCGACCACACUGACGGCAUCACGGUCGGCAAGGCCGUGGCCGACCUGGUGUACGAGAAGGCCAAGAAAAACUGGAUGUAG
This is a messenger RNA of Ostreobium quekettii, 1713 nucleotides long. The record is from the annotation of a GenBank genome assembly. NCBI's taxonomy places the organism in Eukaryota, Viridiplantae, Chlorophyta, Ulvophyceae, Bryopsidales, Ostreobiaceae.